AUGCUGUCCUCGCAAGCUGUGCUGUCCUCGCAAGCUGUGCUGUCCUCGCAAGCCGUGCUGUCCUCGCAAGCUGUGCUGUCCUCGCAAGCUGUGCUGUCCUCGCAAGCUGUGCUGUCCUCGUUAGCUGUGCUGUCCUCGCAAGCUGUGCUGUCCUCGCAAGCUGCGCUGUCCUCGCAAGCUGUACUGUCCUCGCAAGCUGUGCUGUCAUCGCAAGCCUUGCUGUCUUCCCAAGCCGUGCUGUCCUCGCCAGCCGUGCUGUCUUUGCAAGCUUUGCUGUCCUCCCAUGUUGUGCUUUCCUCUCAAGUAGUGCUGUCCUCUCAAGUUGGGCUGUCCUCUCAAGUUGAGCUGUCCUCUCAAGUUGAGCUGCCCUCUCAAGUUGAGCUGUCCUCUCAAGUUGUGCUGUCCUCUCAGGUUGUGCUGUCCUCUCAAGUUGAGCUGUCCUCUCAAGUUGAGCUGUCCUCUCAAGUUGAGCUGUCCUCUCAAGUUGAGCUGUCCUCUCAAGUUGAGCUGUCCUCGCAAGCUGUGAUGUCCUUGCAAGCUGUGCCGUCCUCGCAAGCUGUGCCGUCCUCGCAAGCUGGGCCAUCCUCGCAAGCUGUGCUGUCCUCGCAAGCUGUCCUGUCCUCGCAAGUUAUGCUGUCCUCGCAAGCUGUUCUGUCCUCGCAAGCUGUGCUGUCCUCGCAUGCCGUGCUGUCCUCGCAAGCUGUGCUGUCCUCGCAACCUGUGCUGUCCACGCAAGCUGUGCUGUCCCCGCAACCUGUGUUGUCCUCGCAAGCUGUGCUGUCCUCGCAAGCUGUGCUGUCCUCGCAAGCUGCUGUGCUGUCCUCGCAAGCUGUGCUGUCCUCGCAAGCUGUGCUGUCCUCGCAAGCUGUGCUGUCCUCGCAAGCUGUGCUGUCCUCGCAAGCUGUGCUGUCCUCGCAAGCUGUGCUGCCCUCGCAAGCUGUGCUGUCCUCGCAAGCUGUGCUGUCCUCACAAGCUGUGCUGUCCUCGCAAGCUGUGCUGUCCUCGCAAGCUGUGCUGUCCUCGCAAGCUGUGCUGUCCUUGCAAGCUGUGCUGUCCUCACAAGAUUUGCUGUCCUCACAAGCUUUGCUGUCCUCGCAAGCCUUGCUGUCCUUGCAAGUUGUGCUGCCUUCGCAAGUUGAGAUUUCCUCUCAAGUUGAGCUGUACACUCAAGUUGAGCUGCCCUCUCAAGUUGAGCUGCCCUCUCAAGUUGAGCUGCCCUCUCAGGUUGAGCUGCCCUCUCAAGUUGAGCUGCCCUCUCAAGUAGAGCUGCCCUCUCAAGUUGAGCUGUCCUCUCAAGUUGAUCUGUCCUCUCAAGUUGAGCUGUCCUCUCAAGAUGAGCUGCCCUCUCUAGUUGAGCUGUCCUCUCAAGUUGAGCUGUCCUCUCAAAUCGAGGUGUCCUCUCAGGUUGAGAUUUCCUCUCAAGUUGAGCUGUACACUCAAGUUGAGCUGCCCUCUGAAGUUGAGCUGCCCUCUGAAGUUGAGCUGCCCUCUGAAGUUGAGCUGCCCUCUCAAAUUGAGCUGCCCUCUGAAGUUGAGCUGCCCUCUCAAGUUGAGCUGCCCUCUCAAGUUGAGCUGCCCUCUCAAGUUGAGCUGUCCUCUCAAGUUGAGCUGUCCUCUCAAGUUGAGCUGUCCUCUCAAGUUGAGCUGUCCUCUAAAGUUAAGCUGUCCUCUCUAGCUGAGCUGUCCUCUCCAGUUGAGCUGUCCUCUCUAGUUGAGCUGUUCUCUCACGUUGAGCUGUUCUCACAAGUUGAGCUGUCCUCUCAAGUUGAGCUGUCCUCGCAAGCAGUGCUGUCCUCACAAGCUGUGCUUUCCUUGCAAGCUGUGCUGUCCUCGCAAGCUGUGCUGUCCUCGCAAGCUGUGCUGACCUCGCAAGCUGAGCUGUCCUCGCAAGCUGUGCUCUCCUCGCAAGCUGUGCUGUCCUCGCAAGCUGUGCUGUCCUCGCAAGGUGUGCUGUCCUCGCAAGCUGUGCUGACCUCGCAAGCUGUAUUGUCCUCGCAAGCUGUGCUGUCCUCGCAAGCUGUGCUGUCCUCGCAAGCUGUGCUGUCCUCGCAAGCUGUGCUGUCCUCGCAAGCUGUGCUGUCCUCGCAAGCUGUGCUGUCCUCGCAAGCUGUGCUGUCCUCGCAAGCUGUGCUGUCCUCGCAAAUUGUGCUGUCCUCGCAAGCUGUGUUGUCCUCACAAGCUUUGCUGUCCUCACAAGCUUUGCUGUCCUCGCAAGCUUUGCUGUCCUCGCAAGUUGUGCCGCCUUCGCAAGUUGUGCUGUCCUCUCAAGUUGAGCUGUCCUCUCAAGUUGAGCUGUCCUCUACAGUUGAGCUGUCCUCUACAGAUGGACUGUCCUCUCAAGUUGAGCUGUCCUCUCAGGUUGAGAUGUCCUCACAGGUUGAGAUUUCCUCUCAAGUUGAGCUGUACACUCAAGUUGAGCUGCCCUCUCAAGUUGAGCUGCCCUCUCAAGUUGAGCUGCCCUCUCAAGUUGAGCUGCCCUCUCAUGUUGAGCUGCCCUCUCAAGUUGAUCUGUCCUCUCAAGUUGAUCUGUCCUCUCAAGUUGAGCUGUCCUCUCAAGAUGAGCUGCCCUCUCUAGUUGAGCUGUCCUCUCAAGUUGAGCUGUCCUUUGAGCUGUCCUCUGAUGUUGAGCUUUCCCCUCUAGAUGAGCUGUCCUCUCUAGAUGAGCUGUCCUCUCAAGUUGAGCUGCCCUCUCAAGUUGAGCUGUCCUCUCAAGUUAAGCUGUCCUCUCAAGUUGAGCUGUCCUCUCAAGUUGAGCUGUCCUCUCAAGUUGAGCUGUCCUCUCAAGUUGAGCUGUCCUCUCAAGUUGAGCUGUCCUCUCAAGUUGAGCUGUCCUCUCAAGUUGAGCUGUCCUCGAAAGCCGUGCUGUCCUCGCAAGUUGUGCUGUCAUCGCAAGCUGUGCUGUCCUCGAAAGCUGUGCUGUCCUCCCAAGCUGUGCUGUCCUCGCAUGCUGUUCUCUCCUCGCAAGCUGUGCAGUCCUCGCAAGCCGUGCUGUCCUUGCAAGCCGUGCUGUCCUCGCAAGUUGAGCUGUCCUCUCAGGUUGAGGUGUCCUCUCAGGUUGAGAUUUCCUCUCAAGUAGAGCUGUACACUCAAGUUGAGCUGCCCUCUCAAGUUGAGCUACCCUCUCAAGUUGAGCUGCCCUCUCAAGUUGAGCUGUCCUCUCAAGUUGAGCUGUCCUCUCAACAUAAGCUGUCCUCUCAAGUUGAGCUGUCCUCUCAAGUUGAGCUGUCCUCGCAAGCUGUGAUGUCCUUGCAAGUUGUGCCGUUUUCGCAAGCUGUGCCGUCCUCGCAAGCAGAGCCGUCCUCGCAAGCUGUGCUGUCCUCGCAAGCUGUCCUGUCUUCGCAAGCUAUGCUGUCCUCGCAAGCUGUGCUGUCCUCACAAGCUGUGCUGUCCUCGCAAGCCGUGCUGUCCUCGCUAGCUGUGCUGUCCUCGCAACCUGUGCUUUCCUCGCAAGCUGUGCUGUCCCCGCAACCUGUGCUGUCCUCGCAAGCUGUGCUGUCCUCCCAAGCUGUGCUGUCCUCGCAAGCUGUGCUCUCCUCGCAAGCUGCGCUGUCCUCGCAAGCCGUGCUGUCCUUGCAAGCCGUGCUGUCAUCGCAACGUGUGCUGUCCUCACAAGCCGUGCUGUCCUUGCAAGCUGUGCUGUCCUCGGAAGCCGUGCUGUCCACGCAAGCCUUGCUGUCCUCGCAAGCCGUGCUGUCCUCACAAGCUUUGCUGUCCUCACAAGCUUUGCUGUCCUCGCAAGCUUUCCUGUCCUCGUAA
Molecule: messenger RNA, 3756 nt
Organism: Schistocerca americana (American grasshopper)
Lineage: Eukaryota; Metazoa; Arthropoda; Insecta; Orthoptera; Acrididae
Product: protein SON-like
Exons: 6
Coding region: 1-3756 (1251 amino acids)
Source: RefSeq, a predicted model, not a curated record